This is a messenger RNA of Mesocestoides corti, 1068 nucleotides long. NCBI's taxonomy places the organism in Eukaryota, Metazoa, Platyhelminthes, Cestoda, Cyclophyllidea, Mesocestoididae. The record is from the annotation of a GenBank genome assembly.
AUGUCGGCAUUCUUUCAACGUUCCACCUCGGAGAAGCUGGAGAAUGACCGGGGUGAACAAGCAUUGCUCGAACCGGCAUGGAAUCCGGUAAAAUCGAUAAAUAAGGAAGAACUGCUGAUUUGGCGGAUAGAGGGUUCAGAAGUGAAGCAGGUAGAGGACAGUGAGUACGGCAUCUUCUUCGACGAUGCCAUCUACAUUUUGCUGAAAGCUGCUAACAAACAACGCAAGAUUUGCUAUGACCUUCACUUCUGGAUUCCGCACUCCAUGGUUAAAUAUAUCGCCGCAGAGCCCCCUGCAAAGGUUAUGGAACUGUCAGCACUUCUACACGAUCGGGUCAUCUACCACAAGGAAAUUGAAUACUUUGAGUCGUCCAUAGUAAAGCAUUACUUCAAAACAUUCAUUGUUCUCCACGACGGCGUCGACACAGCCUUCAACGAAAAUGACCCCCGGGCCUACAAACCACGAUUACUUUUGUUCAAAUUGAAUAGAUCUCGUGGCGAAUUGAGACAAGUUCCAGCCUCCAAAAAGGCGCUAAAUAGUCACUGCGUUUUUGUUCUCGACACUGGUCGCGAGAUGCUUCAGUGGAACGGAAGUUCCUGUAGCGACGAGGAGAGAUCGGCGGCUAGCAAGCACAUCAAUAAUUUCCUGGGCCGACGUAAAGGUAAACUGAUUCGUGAGUUCUACGAUGAAGAAGACCUCUUGAGCUUCAAUCCUUUUACAAGUCUAUUGAGCGAUGAGCCUGUGGACCCACUGCCGAAUCCGCCCAAGGCGUUUGAAAAGGCACUAUUGAGGCUUUCAGACGAUUCGGGUGCGUUGAAAUUGAUUCCAGUGUGUAGAGGUCGGAUUUCUCACGCCGGACUUGAGCCUACUGAUGUCAACUUUGUCGACACGAUCGAUGGACUGUUCAUCUACGUUGGACCAACUGCGUCCAAAAGGGAACGCGAAGGUGCCUGGUCAGAGGCUAGGAAAUACCUAUCCAAUAUGCAGCGUCCAUACAUGUCGGUGCACUUUCUCAAGGCCGGACAGAAGUCGUAUGAGUUUGAUGAAAUUUGGGAUGACUACGAGUAG